UCCACCUUGGUCUCCAGUGUCUCCACCGUGAGCCAGUCCGUCAUGGUGUCAGAGUCCCCACAAGUCCUGGUCCACUCCAGCGUCAUCACUGAUGGAGCCUCUGUCGUCUCGGACUCCACUGCCUCGACUUCCUCAGACCUGGGUUCUGCCAUCGACAAAAUCAUCGAGUCGACGAUUGGGCCUGACAUCAUCCAGAGUGAGUGCGUGCUCCCGGCUGCUGGCGUGCGGCAGGCCUGCUCGCUCUCCCUCUGGAGUGGCCGGGGAGGGGAGCUGCUGCUGUGCCAGGCCCGGGGAGGUGCCCCCAUGGUGUCCCAGAUGACCACCUCUGCUCUGGCCAAUAGCUUGGCCAUAGAAGCUGUUGCUGAUGGACCUACGUCCACAUGCCUUGACCAGCCCGGCCCUUCAGACCCUUCUGAGCAGUCGGAAGUGCUGGAGCUGCCUGCACGGCCAGACAAGGCCCACGAGGCAGAUGGUGGGGAGGAGCUGGAUCAGCCGGACAUGGAGACCCUGGAAGAGAUGAUGGAGGUGGUGGUGGUGCAGCAGUUCAAGUGCAAGAUGUGUCAGUACAAGAGUGUCUCUAAGAAAACGCUAAUUAACCACAUGAAAGAGCGGCACUUCCAGCCAGCGGGUUCAGCUCUGGCGUUGAAGAAAGGACGUCCACGAAAGGGCGGAUCUGCCCCAAAGACUGCGGAGGAGGAGGUCCCAGAAGAAGAAGAGGAUGAUGAUAUCAUGGAUGCUGGCGCUAUUGAUGACCCUGAAGAGGACAGUGACUAUAACCCAGCCGAGGAUGAGCCCCGUGGGCGACAGCCCAAGUUCGGCCGCACUCUCCCCACAUCCAGCGAGGAGAGGCCGCGUCGGCGCCCGGGGAGGCCCCGAAAGUUUCCUCGUCUGGAGGGCAUGCCCCAGGACGUGCCUGAAGGAGGGGAUGUGGAGCCCUUGGUGACGUCCCAGAGCACACCAAGCCGUGAGCUGCAGGAUGGGGAAGCAGCCCGUUCCUACGGCCUGGAGAAUGGGACCAGCGAGAGCCUGGCGGAGCCCGGCACCACCCAGUCGGCCUCGGAGAACAAGGACCCUUCCUCCAACACCGGCCUCGAGGAGGCAGACGUCGUCCCCAGGAGGCGAGGGCGGCCCUCCCGCCGCUUCCUGGGCAAGAAAUACCGCAAGUACAUGGGGCGCAGGUACUACUACAAGUCACCCAAGCCCCUGAUGAGACCGUACCUGUGUCGGAUCUGCGGCUCGCGUUUCCUCACGCAUGAUGAUCUACGUUUCCACGUCAACUCGCACGAGGCCAAUGACCCGCAGCUCUUCAAGUGUCUUCAGUGCAGCUACCGCUCCCGGCGCUGGUCCUCCCUCAAGGAACACAUGUUCAACCACGUGGGCAGCAAACCCUACAAGUGCGAGGAGUGCAGCUACACCAGCGUGUACAAGAAGGACGUCAUCCGGCACUCCACGGUGCACAGCCGGGACAGGAAAAAGAGAGCUGAUCCGCCCCCAAAGCUGAACUCCUUCCCGUGCCCCGUAUGCAACCGUAUCUACCCCAUGCAGAAGAGGCUGACGCAGCACAUGAAGACGCACAGCACAGAGAAGCCACACAUGUGUGACAAGUGCGGGAAGUCCUUUAAGAAGCGCUACACCUUCAAGAUGCACCUGCUGACGCACAUCCAGGCCAUUAGGCACCCCGAGGAGCCGCCCUGCCGCCGCCGCCCCUUCUUCACCCUGCAGCAGAUCGAGGAGCUGAAGCAGCAGCACAGCCAGGUGCAGGCCCCAGCUGAGCCAGAGGCCAGUCCACCGGUGACUUUCUCUCUCAUGCAGGCACCUCUUGGCCCUGUCACCUACCACGCAGUCCAGGCCAUCCCAGGAGCAGAGCCCCCCAUCCUCUCGCAGGAUUCCCUGGGAGGGGCCACCAUCAUUUACGAACAAGAUGUGGCUGGAUCAGCAGAACUGGCCACACAGACUGCCCUGGAUCUGCUGAACAUGAGCGCUCAGCGAGAGCUGGCCACGGGCUCGCUGCAGGUGGCAGUGGUGAAGCCAGGCGAUUCGGGAGAGGCACCAGCCCCCUGUGAGCCGCAGGGACAGGAGGAGGGGACCGAGAUGGACUCGAAGGAGCAGCAGCAGGAGUUGGUGACACUGCACAUGACAGAGCCUGGGGAGACGCUGGUGCAGGAGGCUUACGAGGAGGCAACACUGGGUGGCUCAGAGCUGCAGCAGAUCACAAUCCCCUUUGGCGGGACGGCAGAGUACAGCAUCAUCACACCCAUCAGCGAGGAGAUUCAGGCUCCAGGCACGCUGUACAGCAGCGAGGAGGAGAGCCCUGCGGAGACCUCCCAUGCGGUUGUGGUGAGUGAGGCUGUGAUGACAGAGGAAGCCCUGAAAGAGCAGAACAAUCACUAUAUCAUGUCGUCCAGCAUCUCGGGGAGCCAGUUCCAUCACAUUGAGCCCCUCAGCGGGGACACUGCCUUUCCCUCUCCUGCGGAAGGCCAGGAGGCACAGCCCCCCGGCGUCAAGUGGCCCCCAGUGCAGUGUGUCACCAGGCAGCUCCAGAAGGACUCGUCUUUAUCCCCAGCCUCCGAGGGGCAAGAAAUCUCAUCCCCAAAGGUCAAGUGGCCUGCACUUCAAGGCAUGGCCAAGAAGCUCUCGUGCAAGGUUUCCACAGCCAAGAAGCUCUCGUGCAAGAUUUCCACAGCCAAAAAGUUUUCAUGCAAGAUUUGCACAGCCAUGUUCACAGGGAGAGCAGAAAUGGAGAGUCACAAGAGAGCCCACAUUGGGCCCAGCACUUUCAAGUGUCCCGACUGUCCGUUCACUGCAGCCCUCUGGCCGGAGGUUCGGAGCCACAUGGUCCAGCAUGCCAGCCUUCGGCCGCACAAGUGCACCCACUGCAGCUUCGCCUCCAAGAACAAGAAGGACCUGCGCAGGCACAUGCUGACGCACACCAACGAGAAGCCCUUCGUCUGCCAGAUCUGUGGGCAGAGGUUCAACCGUAACGGGCACCUCAAGUUCCACAUGCAGCGUUUGCACAGCUCGGAGGCGAAGAGGCUGGGGGCACCGGCAGCUGCCGCCCAGACCAUCAUCCUGAACAGCGACGAGGACACGCUGGCCACCCUGCAGAUUUCCUUCAUGUUGGGAGAGUUUGGUUUAGCUGCUGACCUGCUGUGA
Opisthocomus hoazin is the source of this 3153-nucleotide messenger RNA. The record is from RefSeq and is a predicted model, not a curated record. Lineage: Eukaryota; Metazoa; Chordata; Aves; Opisthocomiformes; Opisthocomidae.